AUGUCCGCCAACGCUCUGAACAAGAUCGCGCCCAACAGCCCCUCGAGGCAGACUCCCUCUGAGAUUGAGACCAGCAUCGCCAACGCAAUUUGUCUCUGCUCGCGAGGUAUGAAAAACCCGAACACCACGAUGCGCUCUCGAGCGUCGCCUACACACCUACAAUGUACAACUGAAGAGGCGAUCGAGGUUGGCCACGGACGCAAGGCUAUUGUCAUCUUCGUCCCUGUUCCCCUUCUUGCCGGAUGGCACAAGGCCCAGCAGCGUCUCACUCGUGAGCUCGAGAAGAAGUUCUCCGACCGCCACGUCCUGAUCGUUGCUUCCCGCCGCAUUCUCCCCCGCCCCAAGCGCUCCAACCGCUCGCGCUCUUCCCAGACCCAGAAGCGUCCCCAAUCGCGGACUCUCACCGCUGUCCACGACGCCAUCCUGACCGACCUCGUCUACCCCGUCGAGAUCGUCGGCAAGCGUCUCCGUACCCGCGAGGACGGCAGCAAGAUCCUCAAGGUCGUUCUCGACGAGAAGGAGCGUGGCGGUGUCGACUACAGGCUCGACACCUACAGCGAGGUCUACAAGCGCCUCACUGGCAAGGGUGUCAACUUCGAGUUCCCCCAGAGCCAGCAGACCGACUACUAAAUGUAGAUGGGUUGUUGGGUUCGGUCUCGUUUAAACUACAUGGUUCAGGAGUACGGCAGGGCUUCGGAUAUGCAUCAUGUACCGGCAUCAAAAAGGAAUGAGAUGAUAUGACUGCCUUGAAUAGGCGCCCCUUCAAGAUACCAUUGCAAUUGAUUUCUUUCUUGUGAAAGCUGUUCUUGGUGCGACUACUGCAAUGUCUACUGCCUAUCCAGUUCCGGGUAAUGUCUGAAUAUGCCCAUGCCAUAUGGCUGCCUCCUGUCGCUUCCCAAGUACUCUUUGAUACCCUUUGCUUCCUUCACACUGUCAUAGAAUGUGCUAAACAACAGGGGGUAAUCCUUCUUCCUCGCCUCUAUUUCUUUUGGGAAAGCAAAUUGGAGCCCGUCCAGUACCUGCCACACGCUUGUAUCCGCAUAGGUCAGACUGCUACCAACAAGGAACUUGCCCUGUCCCUGUGCUUCAUUGCCCUUGAGCACGCGCUCGAAGAAACCAAGGAACUUGGGGAUGCGCGUCUGCCUGAAAUCUUCGGACUUCUUGAGCGCUUCUUCCUUUUGGUUUUCAUAGUAGUCUGCGACGGCAAUGGGGUGGUGUGUGUCGUGCGCUUCGUUGUUGAGGUCCAGUGCCGUCAAUGUGUGCGAUAGGACCCAGGCAUUCUCCGCCUCAUCUGCACCGGCGAGGUCGAGCUUAUUGCCCAAGUAGGAGAGGAUGGAGGGUGUUUGGUAGAUGAGCAACGGAGCGCCGCUC
Molecule: messenger RNA, 1371 nt
Organism: Pyrenophora tritici-repentis Pt-1C-BFP
Lineage: Eukaryota; Fungi; Ascomycota; Dothideomycetes; Pleosporales; Pleosporaceae
Source: RefSeq, a predicted model, not a curated record